GGGCUUUUCCACCAUUUACAUAGACAGCUCUCAUAGUCCAAGGCCACACAUACGCCCACUUUCCCUCUCUAUAUUUUGAUUUUUCAAUUUUUAGGCUUUAGGAUAAUGGGCAAGGGUCCGGGACUUUACUCUGAUAUUGGCAAAAGAGCUAGAGAUCUUUUAUACAGGGAUUACCAGUGCGACCAGAAGUUCACCAUCACUACCUACUCGCCCACUGGAGUGAGUAUCACUUCCUCAGGAACAAAGAAAGGUGAACUGUUUCUGGCUGAUGUCAAUACUCAGUUGAAGCACAAGAAUGUCACUACUGAUGUUAAAGUAGACACAAACUCCAAUCUCUUCACCACUGUCACAAUUGAUGAGCCUGCUCCUGGGUUGAAGACAAUUUUAAGUUUCCGAGUUCCUGAUCAAAGGUCGGGAAAGCUGGAACUUCAAUACUUGCACGACUAUGCUGGAAUAAGCUCCAGCAUCGGUUUGACUGCUAACCCCAUUGUAAACUUUUCUGGUGUACUGGGAAAUAAUAAUCUUGCUGUGGGGACUGAUGUGUCAUUUGACACCAAGGAAGGAGCUCUUACCAAAUGCAACUUUGGAGCAAGCUUUACAAAUGCAGAUCUUAUUGCUUCAUUGUCUCUGAACGAUAAAGGUGACACUCUAAGUGCGACAUACUAUCAUACAGUGAGCCUG
Molecule: messenger RNA, 681 nt
Organism: Olea europaea var. sylvestris
Lineage: Eukaryota; Viridiplantae; Streptophyta; Magnoliopsida; Lamiales; Oleaceae
Product: mitochondrial outer membrane protein porin of 34 kDa-like
Exons: 6
Biological process (GO): monoatomic anion transmembrane transport
Cellular component (GO): mitochondrial outer membrane
Molecular function (GO): voltage-gated monoatomic anion channel activity
Source: RefSeq, a predicted model, not a curated record